AGAAAGAGAGAGAGAGAGAGAGAUCAGAGGAUAUUAUUUUUCUAAUAAUAAAUAUUAAUAUUUUGCUUCCAUCAAGUUGUAUUCGCAGUAUUAUGCUAUCGACAAAUAUAGUUUUCUACGUUUGAACAACAUACCGGUAUAUACAUGCAGACGAAUUGAAUUCCGCGUUCAAGUCACUCCCUUUAAAUCAAAUCCUGCAAUGAUCAGUCUUUGGGACAGGUUAUUACGUGGUCCAACACUAUUCUCUAGGUAGGACCAGUUUCACAAAGUUGUUAGCCAUUAGAUGAACGUGAACACACACCGAUCUUAGAAUUUACCGUAUCUUGAUGAACGAGUUACAUGAACAACUUGGUAUAAAAGAAGUGUUAACUUUCCGUGUUCACGUUAGUUCAACGGUACACGUGUCUUAAUAUGAAGCUACUGUUGCUGCUUGGAUUGAUCGUCCUGGUCCUUGGCCAGGAAACAAUUGUUUCUACGAGAUCCAACGACAAUAAGGAAAUAGAACAGCAAGCAACAACGAUACUCCAAGUACAACCAAGCGGUCAAGAAAACGAAGCCAACAAAAAAUUAACGAAGAGAAGUUUUGGUUGGGGUCCUUGGGGAUACGGAGGUGGUUAUGGUGGUUACGGUGGUUAUGGUGGUUACGGUUGGCCUUGGUAUGGUGGGUGGGGUGGUGGAUGGUAUGGUGGUUGGUACCCUGGCUGGCCUUGGUGGUACGGUGGUUAUGGAGGUUGGUAUGGUCAUGGUGGAUGGUACAAAAAAUGGUAAUCUAUGAAACGUAAACAGAUUAUCAUUUAGUAUACGUGCGUCAUCAUUAGUGAUAUCUAGCUAUCGAAGAGAAGUUUAGUUCGUAAUCACGAUUACAUUUUUAACGAAAGGAAAUUAAUUAGAAGAUCAAGUUGAUCGAAAAUAAGUAAAAACGACGAUACUCUAGUUAAAUUUUAACACGUAAAGUUGGCUAGCGAAUAAGUUCAAUAUCAUUGCUCACGCAUCAUCAUGUUU
Messenger RNA from Vespula pensylvanica (western yellowjacket), 1002 nucleotides. RefSeq names its product glycine-rich cell wall structural protein-like. NCBI's taxonomy places the organism in Eukaryota, Metazoa, Arthropoda, Insecta, Hymenoptera, Vespidae. Bases 412 to 768 code for a protein of 118 amino acids. The transcript is spliced from 3 exons. The record is from RefSeq and is a predicted model, not a curated record.